This is a messenger RNA of Varroa destructor (honeybee mite), 5533 nucleotides long. RefSeq lists its product as uncharacterized. Lineage: Eukaryota; Metazoa; Arthropoda; Arachnida; Mesostigmata; Varroidae. The record is from RefSeq and is a predicted model, not a curated record. Gene Ontology annotation, molecular function: protein binding.
UUAAAACAAAUCGGCGACCCACCUCAAAACGACAUCAAUCAGAUCGCAAUUGCUAUUCUUUCUUGACUAUUUUCGUCACUAAAGUGAAUUACGAAUUGUGAGUAAUGUGGCGGACGUGCCUUUAAUUUUGUGCGGCCUUUCGCGGCUGAAAAUUGGAAAGGGAGCUAGCCGGACGGGUACGAAUAGGUGGACAAACGUGGACGGAUUCAAACUCACAAAGAGAUAUAAGGAGCCGAAAACAAUAAGUAGAAUAUGCAAGAUGAAUAUAUACUUGAAACAAAUUCCCUGUUCUACUUAACUCACACAUACGCAAUAACGACUAUAAAAGAAAAUGAUAAAAUGAGACGCCGUACCUAAUUAACUCGUUGGGGAAUGUUAUUCGUGACGAAGUGAGUUGAGUGUCGAAAAGAAUUAAUAAGAAACUCUUUGUGGUGUCUUGUGAGGUUCGUGACAAGGAACAAAUAACUGUUUCAAGCUAAAACAUGCGUUAAACAAUGCAUACUACCGGAGUCAAAAAUUGGUAUUAUUGGAGCAGCCCGCAAUGACAACUGAAACACUUGCCCUCAACCGGGCGCUGAAAAAGAAAAGUAAUCGCGGCGAAACGAUGACUGUAAAUUGGGUAACAGUACUGGCCGUUCUCUGCGCGGCAUGGGCAUCGCAGAAUGUUAGUCGCCUCACCUCGGGGUGCGUGCCCCCUGACGAAGAUAUUUCGCCUUGUCUCUGUUACAACUUCGAGGACGCGCUAUUUGUCGAGUGUUCCAAUGUUAGCGAAGAACACCUGCGAAACGCGCUGUCGAAAAUCAGCGCUCCGCUUAAACAACUGACGUUGGUUAAAUUAGAGGUGAAAGGAGAAACGUUCCCUAAUGGCAUAUUUGUUGGAAAACGGAUUGGAACCCUACAUAUUUCAAACAGUCGCUUGCAUCGUCUUCAGGAGGCAGCAUUUUUAGGACUCGAAAAUUCUCUUUCGGCAUUAACCAUCAGUAACUGUGAGAUGAAGGAACUCCCGCAUGGUGCUAUCAAAAAUAUGAAGGCGUUACGCAGUUUCGAAAUCGAUUCGAACGCCAUUGCUGAUAUUGAGAGCUAUUCAUUUUAUGGACUACAACUCAGGUCACUCAUGCUCCAAAACAACUACCUAACUUCCCUAGCCGAGUUCGCGUUUGGGGGCUUGGAAUCGUCCCUAGAAGACCUCAACCUAAGCAAUAAUCGACUAGCCCUGUUUCCUUUCAUGGCGUUGCGCCGGCUACAUGGUCUUCGCGUUCUGAAGCUGGUAGGCAAUGUAAUCACCGACAUCUUAGAUGAUGGUCUGACCCGCUUCAUAAAUCUACAAACGGUCGACCUCAGUCAAAAUAAAAUGACUGCCCUCACAAAUCGGAGCUUUUCGUCUAUGCCUCGUCUCCGUGGGCUCUCACUCUACCAGAACCGCAUUACCGAUGUUGAAGACGGAACAUUUGAGCACACGCGAGAACUCGAAUCCCUUGAUCUUGGGCAGAAUUUUGUAUGCGCCCUGAAAUCUGUUGUCCUCCGACCUCUAACAAGUCUACGAACUAUCGAGCUCGGCUUUAACCAUUUGCAUGGCGUUGACGACGGCUCAUUUCAGAAUCUUACUCAAUUGCGUGAAAUACUACUAUCGAACAAUAAUAUUUUACGAUUGCGAAAUGAUACUUUUGCGAAUUCCCAGAAUGUAUCCAUUUUGUUUGUACCGAAUAAUGCAAUAGAGCACAUAGAACUGGCAGCUUUCCAUGGCCUCGAGCGACUUACUCAGUUGCAGAUUUCAUUUAAUCGUUUACGGAGCGUGCACCCACUGCUAUUUCGGGCUAACACCGAAUUGCGCUCACUUUCCCUUGACAACAACCUUAUUACAAACCUUGAAGUCGGUACAUUCCGUGAACUUAAUGAACUACGCGAUCUGCGACUCCAGCAGAACAACCUAAAAAAUGUGCGUCGCGGUGUUUUUUUCCCUUUAGCCAACUUGGAGGAACUACAUCUGCAAAACAACAGGAUUGAAUCAAUAGAGCCCGAAGCCCUGGCAGGAUUGGCAGCGCUUCAACAUCUCAACCUUCAAGGAAAUAAACUAUUAGAAAUACAUGAUAUACUCAUUCGUGCAGGCUCCAAUUUGCGUUCGUUAUUUCUGAGUCUGAACCUACUCACCGAUUUAAGCAGCCUUAGCGCUCCCCUGGGGCGCCAGAGUAAACUCGAAAUGCUCGAGAUACGAUCGAAUAAGUUGCGUCGUCUUCGAGCAGAUAUGUUUCGUGAUUUGACAUCAGCAACAAGGGUCUAUUUGGACGGCAACAGCAUUAGUGAGAUUGAAGAUGGAUCCUUUGAGACUUUAGUGGAGUGCCUAUUCCUCGACUUGAGCAGAAACCAACUACGGUCCUUACGCGGGGGUACUUUUCGCGGCCUUAAAUCACUUGAGGAGCUUUCGCUAGAAAACAAUAAUCUAACAAGUCUUGCAAAAGGCGCCUUUUCUCAACUCGGUCAGCUUCGAGUGCUCGGGCUUGCUCACAACAUGCUAAUGACUAUAGCAGCUGAUACUUUUGGGAACAUGCCUGGACUUACUUCACUCAACCUGUCCCACGCAAACAUUCAAGCUAUAGGGUUAGGAGCUUUUGAAGGCCUGCUGGGUCUGGAACUACUUGACCUAUCUGGAAAUCCUAUAAAAGUACUCCGCUCGCCGGGUCAGCUAAGCCAGCUACGCAUGCUGCGCUUAGCAUCUGUAGCACCGCAGAAGGUGGUUGAUGGCGUGUUCGAUAAGUUGAAUCAUCUUGAAGAACUUGAUUUAAGCGGCUCGUAUGUUAACCUCAAUCGUAUUGGCCUUUUCGAUCAUCUCGAGUCGUUACAUACGCUGCGAGUUGGCCAUAAUAAUGCGUCUGCUUUACGGCAGGGUCUCUUUAAGAUGCUGCCUCUACGGAAGCUCUCGCUUGAAAGUAACUUGCUGACGACAAUGCCUUCCGGAGUAUUUAAUGCGCAACUAGAAACACUCGUAUUGCAAUCGAACAAUAUCACAAUCUUGCGUAGUGGCUGCUUAUCUAAUUUGAGUAAGCUCCACAGAUUAGACUUUUCUGGCAACCUGAUUGGCGCGAUCAACAACGACGUUUUCGAUGAAACCACGAAUUUAGAAGAACUGGAUCUUUCUCGCAACAGGCUGCGUACGUUACCAUAUCAUUUAUUCAAAAACAGCAGUACUCUAAAUCGGCUGAAUUUAGCAAGUAAUGAUUUUUCGUACAUUCCUAACGCUGUGGUGGAUGGUGUUGCGCCGCUAACUAAUUUACGCAUUUUGCAGUUAGAACAUAAUCCAUUGAUUAGAGUGCGAGAAGAUUUCGCUAGCGGAGGCCUGCUUCCUGCUCUUGAAGAACUAAAUCUCUCCUACGGGAAUGUAUCAAUAGUCGCUACAAACGACAUGCACAGCUUUCCCGCAUUACGCAAUCUUUUUUUGGGACAUAACCGCAUCUCAAAGGUGUCACCAGGGGCAUUUCGCCCUCUUCACUAUCUUAUUUUGCUAGAUCUAAGUGAAAAUCACAUCGAGGUUCUUCCGUCCGAAAGGCUACAAGGCCUAUUUGCCUUGAAACAACUCAAUCUAUCCAACAACAGAUUCGCUGAACUUCAACCAUUUCCAGCGGAUCUGGGCGCUCUUGAAGGACUUGAUCUUUCCAACAACAAGUUAGUCAAGAUUCAGGAGAUUGUAUUUGAUGCUCUGACCAGCUUGAAACGCCUUAAUUUCAAUGACAACAACAUUCGCUGGGCAGCUUUUGGUGCGCUCAACAGCCUCAGCGCAUUGGAGGAGCUCAACCUACGUAACAACAAUCUAAUGUAUUUGACACAUACGAUGUUCCAAGUUAUCGAAAGACGCCUCGUCAGGCUACUGGUUACAGGGAACCCACUGAAGUGUGACUGUCGCAUGCUGGGCUUUUGGGAGUGGCUAAAAGAGCAUCCCCAACUGCAUCUGUCCGAUUCGCUUCAUGCACCCGCAUCGGCCCAUCCGUUUUGCACAUAUCCAGAGCGACUUUCUGGCCAAGAUCUAAAUAUGCUUUACCCGAUCGAUUUCUGUCCAGCACCGAUGAUGACAACGUUAGCAGCAGCGGAAGUUAGCCACAGCAGCGUCAAGCUCAAGUGGCAAGUAGAAAACUCAACACUUGUAGAACGGUUUGUUUUAUCCGUUCAAUAUACGUCUCAAUGCAGCUUGACUGACAAUUGCGGCUCUAAUGAUACAGGUGAUUCGCUGCUGCUAAGUUCAGCAAAACGUGCGUUCCUUCUGACCGACCUUACGCCUGAACGAGAGUACCAGCUCUGUGUGACGGCAACUGGUCGUUAUUUGCGUCCUCUCGGAAAGCCCACUGCUUACGCCGACGUCCCACAUGAUAGCGAUCUCGAGAGCAAUGCACGGAAGUGCUUGCGAGUCACGACGGCUGCGCGAGUCCACAAACGGCUAAUGAGUUUACCUGAACUUGGGAUUGCACUUGGGGUCGGUUUGGGCCUUGGGUUAAUUGUAUUCACAUCUAUUAUUGUCACUGCGGUGCGGCUAAAGCGGGCGCGUCGGAAGAAGCGCCGACCCAUUCAUGAAGAAGAUGUUCCGCCGGAAUAUAUUUCGUACAGACAUUUUUCGAUACCGGGAGAAGAUCCAGGUGAACCGCUUUCCUAGCAGCUGGAGUCGGCCAUUCACUGUAGACACGAAGGCACGGUAACUACUAUGACCAGACCAAAUGUUUCAGUAGCCCGGAUCAGUCGACCUGCGCUUGCAAGCUCGUCACGCCAUGACCUAGAAUCACAGUAACCAGUGCCGUUUGAAAUAGCUCACCAUUAUCGUAGUACUAGUGCUUCGCGUGCAUUCCAGAUCCAGGCAUUGAAAUUUUUUCAACUUGUCAUAUCUUUUUACGUUUGCAACAUUUCUGUACGGUAACUUAAAAGCCAACUUCUCUAUUUAUAGCCGUAGGAUGACCAUUUUAUUGUAGCGUAGAAUUUUUGUCAUAUUGUGGAUAAAGGGCAGGAGAAUGAACACGGAUGACAACAAGUUUCAGUGAAAGGAAAGCCAAUGGAUAUGUAAUCUGUUGUUUGAAAGACCUCUUAAGAUCACGAAACUGAAUGUACACAAAUCGAGCUAUUCACCUACAAUAAUGUAUGGGUCAGAAGGUGCUUGAGCCAGGAACGUAUAUGCCGUUUAGACACGUAGGUAAUGCCGUUUUGGUUUCCGUCGCCGUCCAAAAAAUUUGACUACUUUACAAAACUAGAUUUACUAAAGGAUCAAACGGCACAUAUUAAAGAGGGGUAAAACAGAGUAAGAUCGUAAGGGUUGCCGUAUACUACGAGCAUACCAGGCGGCAUAGUACGGAGAAAUUUAGCAGUAUUUUAUUAACAUCUAAUUGUUCAGCAAGAAAUAAAAAGACUCUACGGUGAUCACUUAUCAUAACAGCAAAAACAUUCUCUGUCUGCACGCUAAUUUUCACCAUCAACUCAGUUUCUUAUUUCCUUUGUUGCUGCUUGUUUCUCUAUCCCUCGCGUCCCUUAGUGCAAUAUUAACGUAACUAUCGACCCAUCCCAC